This is a messenger RNA of Stegastes partitus (bicolor damselfish), 2354 nucleotides long. RefSeq names its product cAMP responsive element binding protein 3-like 4 (gene creb3l4). Gene Ontology annotation, biological process: regulation of transcription by RNA polymerase II. NCBI's taxonomy places the organism in Eukaryota, Metazoa, Chordata, Actinopteri, Pomacentridae. Gene Ontology annotation, molecular function: RNA polymerase II cis-regulatory region sequence-specific DNA binding; DNA-binding transcription factor activity, RNA polymerase II-specific. Gene Ontology annotation, cellular component: nucleus. Bases 139 to 1398 code for a protein of 419 amino acids. The transcript is spliced from 10 exons. The record is from RefSeq and is a predicted model, not a curated record.
CAAAGCGGCGUGUUGUCAGCGUUUGUGUGUUGUCAGCGUUUGUGUGUGUCGGUGUGUGUCGGUGCUGCAGCGGAGGACUGAUGAAGAACCGGAGGGUCUGACAGGAGAACAGCAAAGAGGCUCCGUGAGUCCGCGGUGAUGGAUGCAGAGAGCGGCGAGCUGUUCCUCGGCACCGUGGCGACCGGCAGCUGGCAGCUCGAUGCUCCGUUCUCCUGCUCCGAGCUCGUCUUCAGCGGAUCUGACAAACCCCUGCAGGACUGGGCAGUAGACCCUGACUCUACGCUCCACGACAGCGACUCAGAGGACGUACUCCAUGGCGUCGAUCCAAACGAGGUGUUUCCCAGCGGGCCGCCUGCCGACCUGUCAUCAGAGAGCGAUAGCGGCAUGUCCGAGGAGCCAGUCAUCGAGAGUCCUGUCACCAUGGUGACCACAGCGACCAACCAGCCGGCUCUGGCGACCGUCUACCAGGUGGUUUAUGACAUCAACGGGGUGGGUGGAGCCAAGACUGACGCCGGACAGGAGAACGUCAUCGCCAUCGAGCUCGAUGAAUGGAGCUCUCAGGUGCUGCUCUCGGACUCGUGCAUCGUGAACGAGCUGCCGGUUUUAGCAGCACGUCAAGUUGCCGUCGACCCUCUCAGCCCAGACGGAGACCUGCCGGAUCUCCAGCUGACUGAGGAGGAGCAGAAGCUGCUGACUCAGGAGGGAGUUUCUCUACCCAGCAACCUUCCUCUCACCAAGGCUGAGGAACGGAUCCUGAAGAAAGUUCGCAGGAAAAUCCGCAACAAGCAGUCUGCUCAGGACAGCCGACGGAGGAGGAAGGAGUACAUCGACGGGCUGGAGAGCAGGGCGGCAGCGUGUUCGGCACAGAACAAAGAGCUGCAGAGGACGGUGGAGCAGUUGGAGAAACACAACAUGUCUCUGUUGGCUCAACUGCGACAGCUUCAGUCUCUGAUCAAACAGACGGUCAGCAAAGGAGCCCAGACCAGCACCUGCUUACUGAUCAUCCUGGUGUCUCUGGGUCUCAUCAUCCUGCCCAGUUUCAGCCCGUUCAGACGCGACCCGACUGGAGACGCUGACUACAGACCCACAGGAGUUAUUUCCAGGAACAUCCUGACUGAGCCGGUGUCUUCGCAGCCGAUGGCAGAAGAACUCGAUGGUCCGGCAGUCCGAUCCGACUCCUUAUCUCCGUCUUCGGAUCUCAGCCAAUCAAGACCUCCGGAGGGCAACGUCAUCCUCCAAGAACCAACAGAAAACUCUGAAAAUUCAGCCACUGAUGGCGCGGCCCUUGGAGCGAGCCAAUCAGGAAACAUCUCGGUUGUUGUUUCCGGGCGGACUGAAGUGGCGGCUCGAAAAGGAAGCCAUGACCCGGGAAAACCUGCGCAUGCCGAUGAGAUGUAGAUGAACUGUCUGAAUGAUGAUAAGUGGACAUUUUGUUCUUAUGAACAUGAAGUCAGGACGCAUUAGUAGCUGCUAAAGUAGGAAUACUCUGAUUGCCCAGUGCUGAUCAGUAUUGGCAGAUAUCUCUUGGAAAGAGUUCAGUGAUGGCGGUCUGAAAAGGUUCUGAAGUGUUUCUACAUAAAAAUAAGUUUCUCUAACUUGGUUUUAUCUGUUCAAGUAAGUUCUUUAAUCCAGAUAUGAGAGUGGCAUUGGAAAGUCUGUGUAAUAAUCAAUAGUCAGCCUUAAGUAGCCCAAAAAUAAGAUGACACAUCAAGUUCACAAUCGUGUCUUAUUUAUUAGCGCCUUAUUUCGGCCUGACGAACACUUUCUGUUUAUGAGGUACAAAAGUAAAGACAACAACACAAAGAAAGAGUUAGUUUGUUGUUCUGGUAAUUUGUCCAAAACUGCAGCCAAUGUUCACACCCAGAAAAGAGGACAUGAUUUGUCCAAAUAGACAAAUAUAUCCAGGGACUUGAGGCCGAUGAUGCCGCCUGCCUUUGUUUCUGGUAAAGUUUCAGAAAAUGUUUCAUCUGUCUGUUCCGCCUUUGAGGCCUGUUGUCUCUGUUUGACCUAAACAGACUCGAGUCAAUCCUCUAAACUCCAAAACCCGCUGGCGGGUAUGACAGGUAUGGUAUCCUAAAGAAAUUGCCCAAAUAUCAGCAUGUGUGAGCCAGAGACUUUAAAAACAGAAAAAACAAGUUGGAUUUUCAGUUUUGGUCCAUAAACUAAUAAUGUGUGACGUGCAGCUGCAUCAGGAAAAUGAACCAAAUCUAAGCUAAAAGUCAUAUUUCAUCCAAAUCACUCUAUUCUGCAUCUCAUUUGAACAUUUGCCAAAAAUACACAGUUUUUCUAAUAAAAUGAUGUUAAAAAAAGAAAAAUCUAAAUAAAUUCUGCAUUCCUCAGAACAACUGAUUCUA